AUGUCAGCCCGCAUGGCUCGCUGGCUUUCCUUCUACGCCGAAUACAAUUUCUCGGUUCAAUACAAACCCGGCAAGGACAAUGUUUUGGCUGACGCGCUCUCUCGGCGUCCAGAUUACUCCUCGCCUGUGGACUUUGCCUCGAUCGGAUUCCUCCACUCCGAUCUCCAUGACCGCAUCCGAACCGCCUACUCCAUCGACGCGAGUUGCUCGGCUGCGUUUAGUGCCCUCACCACUCCCGAGCCGCUCAAGUCUCGGCGAUUACCGUCCUUACUCCAUCGUUACUCUGUUCGCGAUGGCCUACUUUACUUCCAGCCCAUCCAGGACACGCCUCCGCGCAUAGCGCACAUCGUGGCACUGUCGCCUCCGGCCGAGGAGCAGUGGCCGGCGGAAGAAGACCACCAAGAGGAAGGGGGCGCGCGCACGAAAGGCGUGAUCGGGGAGGGCCGAUUUGUGGAGGAGGACAAGAUCGCCGACAGAAAAGGUCGCCAAAUUGGAACGACCACGGCGAUCGGAGUGCGUCGCUUGCCGCUGCUGGGCGAGCGCGAGGUUGUCCUUGAUCUGUUGCAACACAGAUUGACGAUGGGCAAGGAAGUCCGUCAAGUCCUGGACGGAACGCACUAG
This is a messenger RNA of Aphanomyces invadans, 621 nucleotides long. RefSeq lists its product as hypothetical. The transcript has 3 exons. The record is from RefSeq and is a predicted model, not a curated record. Lineage: Eukaryota; Oomycota; Saprolegniomycetes; Saprolegniales; Verrucalvaceae. Bases 1 to 621 code for a protein of 206 amino acids.